AUGGCGCCGAAGGCGAAGAAGGAAGCCCCUGCCCCUCCCAAAGCCGAAGCCAAAGCAAAGGCUUUGAAGGCCAAGAAAGCAGUACUGAAAGGCGUCCAUAGUCAUAAAAAAAAGAAGAUCCGCACGUCACCUACAUUCCGACGGCCCAAGACUCUGCGUCUCCGAAGGCAGCCCAAAUAUCCUCGAAAGAGCGCCCCCAGGAGAAACAAGCUUGACCACUAUGCCAUCAUCAAGUUCCCACUGACAACCGAGUCAGCCAUGAAGAAAAUAGAAGAUAACAACACUCUUGUGUUUAUUGUGGAUGUCAAGGCCAACAAGCACCAGAUCAAACAGGCUGUGAAAAAACUCUAUGACAUUGACGUGGCCAAGGUCAACACUCUGAUCAGGCCUGAUGGAGAAAAGAAAGCAUAUGUUCGACUGGCUCCUGACUACGAUGCUUUGGAUGUUGCCAACAAAAUCGGGAUCAUCUAAACACGUCCAGCUGGCUAAAUCUAAAUAUACUUUUUUUCCACCAUA
Messenger RNA from Suricata suricatta (meerkat), 516 nucleotides. It is a transcript of the gene RPL23A, whose product is annotated as ribosomal protein L23a. The transcript has 5 exons. Gene Ontology annotation, molecular function: structural constituent of ribosome; rRNA binding. Lineage: Eukaryota; Metazoa; Chordata; Mammalia; Carnivora; Herpestidae. Gene Ontology annotation, cellular component: ribosome; cytosolic large ribosomal subunit. The coding region runs from base 1 to 471 and encodes 156 amino acids. The record is from RefSeq and is a predicted model, not a curated record. Gene Ontology annotation, biological process: translation; ribosomal large subunit assembly.